Messenger RNA from Sinocyclocheilus anshuiensis, 2273 nucleotides. Its product is annotated as ras-related protein Rab-14-like. Bases 222 to 869 code for a protein of 215 amino acids. Gene Ontology annotation, molecular function: GTPase activity; GTP binding. Gene Ontology annotation, cellular component: recycling endosome; trans-Golgi network; phagocytic vesicle. Lineage: Eukaryota; Metazoa; Chordata; Actinopteri; Cypriniformes; Cyprinidae. The record is from RefSeq and is a predicted model, not a curated record. Gene Ontology annotation, biological process: defense response to bacterium; endocytic recycling; phagosome maturation. The transcript is spliced from 8 exons.
CCAGUAGAGGCGAGAGUAGUGCAGUGCAGUGUGUUGUGUCUCCAGUGGAGGCGAGAGUAGUGCCGUGCAGUGCAGUGUGUUGUGUCUCCAGUGGAGGUCGCUGCUCUCACUGUUUUCAUCGCAGCAGCACUUUUAGAGGAAGAAAGCGGCCAGACGGCUCACACACACCGAGACCAACCCAAACCUCCAAAAACCACUUGAAUUUAUAUUUUAGAGCAAAAAUGACGACAGCACCAUAUAACUAUUCCUAUAUUUUCAAAUAUAUCAUUAUUGGUGACAUGGGGGUUGGAAAGUCAUGUUUACUCCACCAGUUCACAGAAAAGAAAUUUAUGGCGGACUGUCCUCAUACAAUUGGCGUUGAGUUUGGCACACGGAUAAUUGAAGUGAGUGGGCAGAAGGUGAAGCUUCAGAUUUGGGACACUGCAGGGCAGGAGAGAUUCCGCGCCGUCACACGCAGCUACUACAGAGGAGCCGCCGGGGCCCUCAUGGUGUAUGACAUCACCAGGCGAAGCACGUACAACCACCUCAGCAGCUGGUUGACUGAUGCUAGGAAUCUCACCAACCCCAAUACUGUGAUCAUUCUAAUUGGUAACAAAGCAGAUCUAGAAGCCCAGCGUGAUGUCACAUAUGAAGAGGCCAAGCAGUUUGCUGAAGAAAACGGUUUGUUAUUCCUGGAGGCAAGCGCAAAAACAGGCGAGAAUGUGGAGGAUGCAUUUCUUGAAGCCGCGAAGAAGAUCUACCAGAACAUUCAGGACGGCAGCCUGGACCUGAACGCGGCCGAGUCAGGGGUCCAGCAUAAGCCUACCGCUCCGCAGGGUGGGCGGCUCAACAGCGACACACAGCCUCAGAAGGAGGGCUGCAGCUGUUAAUGACCAUGAAGACUUCACUCUCUCUCUUUCUCUAUUCCUUCCUGUCCACCAUCCCCCCUCUAAAAGCCUCUCCCCUUCCGGUAUGAUUGCUCAUGGAGUCUGGGGCCAGAUUGCUCUGCGUGAUGAUGGAGGUGUAACAUAAUUCAUUCCCUCCUUACUGCUCUCUUCUUCGCCUUCUGCUGUGUCUUCCCUCACUUGUUUUGCUUGUUUCUCGUACGCACACAUCCCAGUGCUCCCAGCAAGCACUCGAGGGAGGACGGCUCCCCCGCUGAACACUAAUCCUGAAGAGAGAAGAUGAUUGUCGAUAAACUGAAGAAAUGCUGGGUUUAUCCUUAACAGACGUGAUUGUGCAUAACUAUAAACUAAACAUCUCAUGUACAGGAGCUGUCUGAAUACUAGCGUAAUGUAAAUGAAAUGGAAAUAUUGGCAAACAUUAUUUGUGUUGACAUCAUGUCAAGUGAUCAGGAGGAUAUGCAUCAACAUUGUAUGUAACAUUUUGUUAAAAAAAAUCUAAAACUGAAUAUUGUAUUCUGUUUUAAAUUAGAGGUUUUGCAGUUUCACAUCAAAUCACCAAAUAUUUAUCCCCGUUUGUACCUAUUCAGGAAAUAAUAUACAUGUACUAUACAAGAUUAGUAUUGUUUUGAGAAGAAUCUCAAUAGAAUCUCAAACAAACAAACAGUCGAUUCAGACACAGUUAUUUUAACUUAGUAACUGUUAUAGUAAUGUAUUGAAGAGGACAGGACGCAUUUUAGGUCCUGAAGAAUGUUUUCCGCACUUUGCAGUUUCGAUUUGUUUUUCCGAGGGCCUGGAGCUUGUUUUGUGAUACUGAGGUCUACAGUCUGUCAUACUACGAGGUUUCAGAUCCCCUUCGAUCUGUUCUUGAGCAUCUGUAAAUAUUUCAACAUCAAAGUAGCUUAAGAAAAACAUCGACAGGAGCAUCAUGUACCAAACGUUCAGGCCCUGCAAACCCUCAUAUCAAGAUAUUCAUAUUGUAUUUACAUAAUUUCAGUUGCCUUAUGAUAUGCUUUUGUUCAUUCUGAUAUUGCUGCCCGUUUUAUUCAUGAUCCUCAUAUAGCUUUUAUCGAAAGAAUUCCAGCGAUUUACUUGUAAUAAGAGAUUUUGCCUUUUCAAAAGCAUUCCAUUAAAUUGAUUUCCAAACACUGAUCAUGUUUUUGAGCUGAGCUGAGUUUCUUAAGCAUGAUGCACGACAACUGCUUUUUACAGACAUCAUGGUUUCCUCUAAUUCUAAUGGAGUAAAUAAUAUCUUGAAAUUAAUAAAUAUGUAACAGGCCACCACAGCAUGAGAAACAUCAUUGAGGGGAAACUAGGCCCAGAUCUGAUUUGUACAACCAGCAAUUGUUUCUUUUUCCAUUGAUGCACAUUUGCAAAGAACAGCUAAAAAGG